Rhododendron vialii is the source of this 2731-nucleotide messenger RNA. Its product is annotated as 26S rRNA (cytosine-C(5))-methyltransferase NOP2B-like. Gene Ontology annotation, cellular component: nucleolus. Gene Ontology annotation, biological process: maturation of LSU-rRNA; rRNA base methylation. The transcript is spliced from 18 exons. The coding region runs from base 351 to 2324 and encodes 657 amino acids. Lineage: Eukaryota; Viridiplantae; Streptophyta; Magnoliopsida; Ericales; Ericaceae. The record is from RefSeq and is a predicted model, not a curated record. Gene Ontology annotation, molecular function: RNA binding; rRNA (cytosine-C5-)-methyltransferase activity.
GAGGCGAGGGGUCUGCACUUCAAGUGGUAGCGCUUAAGCGCAGAUCACGAAGCAUAGGCGCUAGAGCGAGCGCUUAGGCGCUAUGAGGCGCGCGUCUUUUUGUUUCCCAAAUCAAUUAAGCCCAAAAAUCGAUCUCAACCCUUCAUCAAUGAUAAAUACAAGGAGGGUUAUGAUGCACUGAAUAAUUUCCCUGAGUGUUUUUCAACCUCUUAGGGUUGAGAUCGAUCGACAACAGCAGCGUUACAGUUACAGCAGACUCAGCGCCUUCGCCUAAGCUUCUUUUUCUCCUUCUCGAGACUCGAUCGAUACACAAAAUCAGGAAUCGAUCUGCUCUCCUCCUUUCAGUAAAGAUGGCUGCUACUGCAUUAAGCAAGAGAAAGGAAGCAAAGUCACAAAAACCUCCACUUAGAAAGAAGCAAAGGAAUGAACCUCCACCUAAAAAGAAGCAAAAAAAUGUAUCUUUCCCCGCCAAAAAUCCAAUAAAGGAUGAUCUUAUUAGUGAUUCUGAUGACACGGAUGAAAUGGUUGAAGAACAUGGCCAAUUGCAUGAAGACCAACAGCAACAAGGAAGCGAUUCAGGUUCUGAGAUGUCUUCUGAUGGGGAUGAUCCGUUGGCCGAUGAUUUUCUCCUAGGAAGUGACGACAGAAGUGGAGAUGGAGAGAAAGGUUCUGAUUUGGAUUCUGAUUCUGAUGAGUCUGAUAUUGAGGUAAAGGCAAGAGCCGAUGAGGAAGAAAAGGUGAGAGAAGAAGAAGAUGCACUGGAAGAGUUGAAACUGAACAUUAAAGAAGAACCGGAUGAAUUCAGAUUGCUAACAAAGGAGGAACUUGAAGAAGAGGCAAAUCGCCCUCCUGAUCUCCAAAGUCUUCAAAGGAGGAUAAAAGAAAUUGUUCGGGUGCUUUCAAAUUUCAAGUCUCUAAGGCAAGAGGGGGCAACACGAAAGGAUUAUGUCGAGCAACUUACAAUGGAUUUAGGUUCAUACUAUGGUUACAAUGAUUUCCUGAUUGGGGCAUUGGUGGAGAUGUUUCCAGUUAACGAACUUAUGGAACUUAUUGAAGCUUUUGAGAAGCCUCGUCCAAUAUGUCUCAGAACCAACACCUUAAAGGCUCGCAGAAGGGAUUUGGCUGGUGUUCUGUUGAACAGAGGUGUAAACUUGGAUCCAUUAAGCAAAUGGUCAAAAGUAGGACUGGUUGUUUAUGAUUCACAAGUUCCUAUUGGUGCCACGCCAGAAUAUAUGGCCGGUUAUUACAUGUUGCAAAGCGCUAGCUCAUUCUUGCCUGUGAUGGCUCUUGCUCCUCAAGAGAAGGAAAGGAUAGUUGAUAUGGCCGCUGCUCCUGGGGGUAAAACGACCUACAUUUCUGCUAUUAUGAAAAACAGUGGUAUAGUUUAUGCAAAUGAAAUGAAGGAAUCAAGACUCAAGUCACUUACUGCAAAUUUGCAGCGAAUGGGUGUAACAAACACCAUAGUUUGCAACUAUGAUGGAAGAGAGCUGCCCAAGGCUUUGGGUCAGAACACAGUUGAUAGGGUUUUGUUAGAUGCCCCAUGUAGCGGAACUGGGGUCAUAUCUAAAGAUGAGUCUGUCAAAACCUCUAAAACCUUGGAGGACAUACACAAGUGUGCCCACUUGCAGAAGGAGCUGCUGCUUGCUGCCAUUGACAUGGUGGAUGCCAACUCAAAAUCUGGGGGAUACAUUGUUUACUCCACGUGCUCAAUAAUGAUUCCUGAGAACGAAGCAGUCAUAGAUUAUGCUCUCAGGAAGAGGGAUGUAAAACUCGUGCCAUGUGGCCUUGACUUUGGACGCCCUGGGUUUGUUCGCUUUAGAGAAAACCGUUUUCAUCCUACCUUAGAGAAGACACGACGUUUCUAUCCCCAUGUACAGAACAUGGAUGGUUUUUUUGUGGCUAAGUUGAAGAAAAUGAGCAAUUCCAAGCUGACUCCAACAGCUCCUGAACCAUCAGCAACAGUAGAACAAGGUUCCGAGCCAAUUGAUAGCGUUGACGUUAAUUCUGAUGAAGGAAAAUUUCAAAGGCGUUCGAGUAAAGAAAGCAUUACAACAGAAAGCACGAAAAUCACCAUAACAGUAAGUAAAGAAAGCGAUAUGAAGAAGAGUAAAGAAAGUGGGAAAUUGCAGAAUGGUUUUCCAGAAAAGGGGAAGCACAUGCCCAAAUUCACUGCUAAAUAUUGGAAGGAAAGGAAACAACAACGCCUUUCUAGAGAGGAAAUUGCAAAAGCUAGGGAGGAGAAGAGGCAAACUUUGAGGGAAGACAAGAAAAAAGCUGAGGGGAAAAAGAGGGCUGCAAAGGAGAGUGGUGGAAAUGUCAAAUGAUCCGUUUGGGGCAUGCGACGUGGAACAGUUGAUGACUAAUUCCUCAAGAGAUGUUUUUUGUGGAGCCACUGUUAAGCACCUACUUCGGUAAGUCGAAUGAGGAUUUGAGAGCUACAUAAGCUCCUGCACGGCUAUCAUCGUUUGUACUGAGGAAUGAAAUGAACACCUCUGAAGUGCAGCCAUUCUCUAUGGCUCUGGAUUUUGCUACUUUGACAUUAUCUCUGACAGCUUGCAGUGUUUCGAUGUAAUGCUAUGAUAUACUGAUUUGUCUUGGUAAGGUCAUAAAGGCCUAAAAGUUUUGUUUUUUUAUGUUUCUGCAAGUCUAAUUAUGCUAAGAAAUUGUUGUAAACUUUAUCAAAUCAGGCUUUUAUCGUUUGCCUUUGUUUUGAAUUUUGAGUGUUUGUUCU